Molecule: messenger RNA, 2680 nt
Organism: Jaminaea rosea
Lineage: Eukaryota; Fungi; Basidiomycota; Exobasidiomycetes; Microstromatales
Product: rhomboid-domain-containing protein
Exons: 2
Coding region: 340-2409 (689 amino acids)
Biological process (GO): proteolysis
Cellular component (GO): membrane
Molecular function (GO): serine-type endopeptidase activity
Source: RefSeq, a predicted model, not a curated record
CUACGUCUACUCGCAUCGUCGUCGUCGUCGAUGCUCCGUCAUUGGUUAGCGCAGAGAGGGAGAGAGUGAGCAAGUCAUCGACCUUUCUACCAAACCUAUUCGGUCUUUACCAUCAUCAUCGUCUCUUCAUCCAUUAUCCUCACAGCAGCAGCAUCGCCAAUCGCUUCGUCCUGUCUCGCGAUCACUGCAAGACCGUCGAGACAAUCUGAAAAUAAAGGGCGCUUGAACCCCAUACCGCGACACCGCCCCGCGUUCAGUCGAGCCAGCCCCACCUCCUGUCCACUCUACAGCCGCCCGCGCUAGACGUCAAUACUAGCGUCAGCAGGCCGUCAGUCCAUCAUGAAGAAUCCCUACGCCCCCACACCAACAACCGACAGGCACGACUCAUCACCGUACCAUCGCUACCCCCUUGCUCCAGCUUCAGCUUCCGCCUCGCAGCCUCCCGCCUACCGUAGCGACAACGACGACGACGACGGCGGCUACGGUGGACCAGGGUACGUAGAGCAACUCUACGACGAGUCACAAGACUUUGACGACUCCCAAGUACGUGAUCAUCAGGGAGGUCUGCGCGUCGUAGGACCAGAGGACAGCCCUUCGUGCUACUCGGACAACUACGAGUAUCAAUCGACCAUCAGUGGCGGUGGGCUAGGUAGACAGGGCACGCAGCGUAGCCAAGCCAACGGCAACGGCAACGGGAAUCGAGGCUCCCAAUUCCUCCAGCGUAACGGUACCCUCCUCCCUGGCGACUCUGUUUCAGAAUACAACGUUCCUGCGCCCAGCAAACGGGCCCACGAGCCUAUGCCUGCUAUGCCUCAGUCGUACCAGUACCCACACCACCACCAGUACGACGAUAGCAGAGGCGCAGGUGAUCCUUCCUCUGACGGGCACGGUUAUGAUGGGCGUGAUUACUAUGCGUAUGAUGACCCGCGCGAGGGAGAGUACAAGACCAUCUACGGCGGCGGCGGCGGCGGCGGCGGCAAUGGAACCGCAGCGGCUCCUUACCCGGAGGCAGAGUACUACGACUAUCGCUCUGCUGCUCCAGCCACUCAACCACACCAUGGACACGGCCACACAAUGAGCAAGCAGACGGACACCGGCUUCGACAUGGUGUACGGCGAUCGCGACGGGUAUGCGGACGACGAUGAUGAUUACUACCAUGACAAGGCACGCGGUCACAGCCACGAGCAGCAACACGCCUACCCACCGCCGCCCGGCCUCUUCGCAAACGACCUAGCUCGAGCAGGCGGGGAUGCGCCUUCUUCGAACCCUAAGAGUCACUUCUCCUUUGCACCCGCAGACGGUAUGGCCUCCCACCCUGAUGGGGGGAAGAACUUCCUCGACCAUGGCGAUGAAGACGAUUCUGUGGGUGGCAAGGCGAGAAGGAUGUUCGGCGUCGGGGAUGGAGGCUUGAGUGAGCAGAUUGAGAGGAGGAGGCGAGGGUUGGGAAGACAGAGGUGGCCUGUCGUGACGUGGAUAUUCGCUGUGGCAUUCGUGGCCGUCUUUGUGGCUGAGAUUGUCAAGGCGAAGAAUGUUACGGGUCAGGCGGUGCAGACCAAGCCCUACCUCAACCCAAUGAUCGGCCCCUCGGCCCAAUUUCUCAUCACCAUGGGCGCCCGCUACGUCCCCUGCAUGCGGUCCACUCCCGCCGUACCCCUCACCACUCUUUUCCAAUGCCUCAACUCUUCCUCCAGCAGCUCAACCUGCACAACCCCUCUGUGGGAGAUCUGCGGACUCCCCAACGACCACACCUACGGCCAAUCGUAUCGCUUCGUGACGCCCAUCUUCCUCCACGCGGGCGUAGUGCACAUCCUCUUCAACCUCGUCGUCCAGCUAACCCUCUGUGCGCAAAUCGAGCGCAUACUAGGCUCACCGUACUACCUCCUCGUCUACCUCGCCGGCGGGCUAGGGGGCAACUUACUGGGGGGAAACUUCGGCCUCGUAGCCACUCCUAGCGUGGGUGCCUCGGGCGCAAUCUACGGCUGCAUCGCCGUGGAGCUGGUGGACCUGGCGUACAACUGGCGCUUCGAAUAUCGCGCCAAGACUCGCCUCACGAUGAGCAUCCUAUUCACCCUCAUCGGUCUAGCCCUCGGUCUACUCCCCGGACUGGACAACUUCGCCCACAUUGGAGGACUCGCCGUCGGUCUACUCGGCGGGAUGGUCUUUGCCCCUUCGAUCCAUCAGACGCGCACACACCGUAACGUCGUUUGGGGCCUGAGGGUGCUGGGAGUCGUGGCCCUCGCUGCCUUCUUUGCGGCUCUGGCGCUCAAUUUCUACAGGAGCGAUGACCCGACCAAGGCCUGUACGUGGUGCCGCUAUCUGUCCUGUUUGCCGAGCUUCAAACAGUGCCAGAAUGGGGGUUUGCAGGUCUCUAACAGCACUUCGUCGACGAGGAGGGCAUGGAUGGGAUGAGUGGGGGCGGACUUGGCCGUCAAGUGAAUUCAAUGGCAGAGAGCGGGCAGGCAGGCCCUGUCUCCUCGUGCCCAUCGUAUCAUGGACUCUACGUCGAGGGAAGGAGCGCCACUCGAGCAAAUUCUACAUAGCAUCAUCUACUCUCCUCUCCCUUUCUUCCCAGGAUCCUUUCUCCCCUCUGUACAUUUGAGCUCUCCUUCCCUUGCUCCUCAAACAAUGACUCAGCCUCGUAGCAUCAUUGACUUGGAAUGGAAUGUGACUGACAACUCAU